This is a messenger RNA of Prorocentrum cordatum, 929 nucleotides long. The record is from the annotation of a GenBank genome assembly. Lineage: Eukaryota; Dinophyceae; Prorocentrales; Prorocentraceae.
UUCUCGUGGAUGGUCUCUUGUGGACCGGCCUCCACUGUAUAGGGAUGCGGGGGCGGUCGGCCCCUGCGCAGAGCUGCUGCUGCUUCGCCGCGUCGAGCUGCCCCGCGCGGCGCCGAGGCGCGGCGUCCUCGACGAGGCGCUCGGGCUGCGGGCCGGGCCGCUGCCCGCGGGGGAGGAGGAGCUGGCGCGCGGCUUCUGGAGGAGAGGCGCCGGGGCGGACGCCGGCGCGGGCAUCGCCCUCGGAGAAGGCCUCGAGGCGCUGCAUGCCAGCCGCGCGCAGGCGCUGCUGGCGGCGCAGCGCGCCGCCGCGCACCUCCUCGAGCUGCGCACCGCGCCGGCCGCUGCGGCCGGCGGCGCGGAGGACGACCACGCGGUCAUGCGCGCGCUCGUGGACCCGCCGCUGCCGCCGCCGCGGGAGUGGCUGCAGGCGGCCGAUCCCGCGCCGGCGCCCGCGGGCACCCGGCCCCCGCCGAGGCUGACCUUGCUCUGCCGCACCAGGGCGCAGGCAGAGGCGGCGCUGCAGCUUGAGGAGGGGCUGGUGCACGAGCUGCAGCUCGACUUCCUGGAGGCCCAGGGCCUGGAGGAGGCCGUGGAGGCCGCGAGGGCGGCGGGCCGCCGCGUGGCGGCGUGCCUGCCGCGGGUUCUGAAGCCGGGCGAGGACAAGAUCUGGCUCUUUUACCUGCGCCUCCGGGCCGACGCGCUCCUGGUGCGGAGCGCGGGGGCGUUGUACCAGUUGUCUGGUUUCGGCGCCGGGGGCGAGGCGGAGGGCGCCGACGACGCGGCGGCCGAGGCGGGCGAGGAGGCGUCCGGGCCGCGCCCAGAGCUGAUCGGGGACUUCAGCCUCAACGCCGCCAACGCCGUCACGGCCGCGGCGCUGCUCGAGGUGCCGGGGCUGCGGCGCCUGACGCCCACGCACGACCUGAGCGCAG